Messenger RNA from Fulvia fulva, 1806 nucleotides. RefSeq names its product Calcium-binding mitochondrial carrier SAL1. Gene Ontology annotation, molecular function: ATP transmembrane transporter activity; calcium ion binding. The transcript is spliced from 5 exons. The record is from RefSeq and is a predicted model, not a curated record. Gene Ontology annotation, biological process: transmembrane transport. Bases 1 to 1806 code for a protein of 601 amino acids. Lineage: Eukaryota; Fungi; Ascomycota; Dothideomycetes; Mycosphaerellales; Mycosphaerellaceae.
AUGGGUGGCGAGUCCGACGCGCAGAGGGAGGCGCGACUGCAACAGCUAUGGAGCAAGCUAGACACCAAGAAGAAGGGCACCCUGGACUUCAAUGCGCUCAAGAAUGGCCUGGCCACGAUGAACCACCCGCUUAAGGAUGCGGAUGGCCUCAUCAAGGACAUGCUCUCUGCAUGCGACAUCGACCACGACGGCAAGAUCAGCUACGAUGAGUUCUGUCGCUUCUGCACGAGCACCGAGAAGGAGCUCUGGCAGCUGUUCAAAACGAUCGACAAGGAUCACAGUGGAGCGCUGGACCGCAACGAGCUGCAAUCCGCUUUCGAGCUGGCAGGAAUUGCAGUCUCAGGGCCGCGACUGGAUCGCUUCUUCAGCUACAUCGACAAGGACCACGACGGCACGAUCGACUUCAGCGAAUGGCGUGACUUUCUCCUCUUCAUUCCUGCCCACGCGCCAGGCCUCAAAGCCGUCCUCUCCUACUACCAAACGACCGCCAAGCUGACUUCGGAGGGUGAUGUGCACAUGAGCGAUGAAGCGCUCCAAGGUCUAGGUACGAUCCUCGCAUUCCUGAAAUCGUCCCUUUUCGGCGCCGUCACCCAGCUAGUCAAGCCCACCCAAUCGCACGCCGGAGAAAGUAAUACUUUGCCAAUAUCGAUGUGGGAGGAUAGCGAGAACAAGCUCCAACUUUCAAUACAAACAUACGACCAGGAGAUAAUAGCAGACGACCCGCACAUACCACUCAAGCCAGCUCGGCGGAAAGAGCUGGACCAGCAACAAGCAGCAGCAGAAGGACUGAUACUGGAUGCGACGACUGGGCAGUAUCGCGAGACAAAGCUGACGGAUUAUGUGCCUGAUGUAGGCUACUUCCUUGCUGGCGGUCUUAGUGGUAUCACUUCCCGAACAGCGACCGCUCCGCUCGAUAGAUUGAAGGUGUAUCUGAUAGCACAGACCGGCGCUGCGAAAGAGGAGGCUGUGCAGGCGGCGAACAGUGGACAUGCUGUUGUUGCUUUCAAACACGGCUUGACAACGUUAUGGGGCUCAUGUCGGGAGCUGUGGGCAGCGGGUGGCAUGAGGAGUCUUUUUGCUGGCAAUGGCUUGAAUGUGGUCAAAGUCAUGCCGGAAUCGUCGAUAAAGUUCGGCGCAUAUGAGGCCUCCAAACGCGCGAUCGCCAAACUCGAAGGCCACAAUGACCCCAAACGGAUCGCCGGCUCCUCUACCUUCGUAGCCGGCGGAGUGGCAGGCAUGAUAGCUCAAGCCUGCAUCUACCCACUCGACACCCUCAAAUUCCAAAUGCAAUGCAACACCGUUAAGGGCGGCGAGCACGGCACAAGACUGAUCUGGCACACCGCCAAGAAGAUGUGGGCGAGGAACGGCGUUGUCGCCUUCUACCGUGGUCUUCCCAUGGGCCUUGUGGGCAUGUUCCCAUACGCCGCGAUCGACCUGGCCACGUUUGAAGGGCUAAAGAAACGAAUCAUUGCACGAAAUCGUAAAAAGAACCCUCACAUCAAGCAUGACGAAGACGCAUUACCCAACAGCUUUUCCUUGGCUCUUAUGGGUGGCUUUAGUGGCGCUAUUGGUGCGAGUAUUGUCUAUCCGCUGAAUCUCCUGAGGACGAGACUACAGAGUCAGGGCACCGCGAGCCAUCCCAGGACUUACACGGGAAUCAUGGAUGUGACGCGGCAGACGAUUAAGGGAGAGGGUGUGAGAGGGCUGUUCAGGGGAUUGACGCCGAAUUUGCUGAAGGUGGUGCCCGCGGUCAGUAUUACGUAUGUGGUGUACGAAAAUACCAAGAAGGCGCUGCAUUUGCAGUAG